Messenger RNA from Nomia melanderi (Alkali bee), 1668 nucleotides. Lineage: Eukaryota; Metazoa; Arthropoda; Insecta; Hymenoptera; Halictidae. The record is from RefSeq and is a predicted model, not a curated record.
UGAAAAUGGUAAGGAGUAUUUAGUACCCCCGAGUGCAUAUGGUCUCAACUGCCCCUUGAGUUGAUAUAGUGGAGGAACGCUGUUUUCGAGUUAAUAGCUAAAAAAUAUUCUUCUAUUUUAAUCCUUUUAAUAUACAAAUUUCACUAUAUUUUUCAUCGAUCCGAAAAUGUCCGACAUCGAAGAACAAUUUAAAGCGUAUCAAAAGGAUUCACGAAUUUCUUGUCGAUAUGGAGCUAAAUGUUAUCAAAAAAACCCCGCUCAUCACGAAAAAUACAAACAUCCUCCUUCCAAAAAUGCAAAAAAACAAAGAGGUCCAAUGCGUACAGUUAUCAAUAAAAAGAGGAAACAAAAGGACAAUGCUGAAUCGUCUACUGAUUCUCCAAAGAAAAAAGUACAAAAAACAGAUGAUAAUGUAACAGAUGAAAAUGCUUCACAAAUUAGUAAUAUUAAAAAUAAAGAAGAAAGCAAAGACCACGAUGAAGCUAUGAGCAAUAAAUCAAAUUCUGACAAUGAAAAAUCUGUAAAAGAUCCUAUUGUCAAAGUUACUAUUGCAUCAUUGUUGAAAGAUUGUAAUGUUACCAUCGAAAAUGAUGAAAUACUUCCAGCUGAUGUACAGACGAUCAUUUCUCAUUUAUUUCUAAUAGAAAUGCCAACAGACUUCUUUCAAUUAUAUGAGUUCUGUAAAAACAUUUCUGAAAAAGAUCCUUUAAAUGCCUUUAAAGAUGUUCAGUUGCAACUUGUGGGUCCUUAUGAUGUAUAUAGACAGACAUUUUUAAAUUCUAAAGUUGAUAAUAGAAAAUCACUGCUGAGACAUUGGAGAUAUUAUUAUGAUCCACCAGAAUUUCAAACUAUUAUUAAAGCUAAUACCAAAGAGGGUUUGCAUUUUGGUUACUGGAGGGAUGACCCAUCAGAAAAACCUGUAUUUGUGGCAAAAAACAAAGCAAGUAUAGAUUGUGUAAUUGAACCAGUUGCUGAGAAUAUAUUUGGUACACUUCAUAUUUAUAUAGGAGAGAAAUUAAAAGCAGCUAAUCCAUUUGAAAAAAUCCGCAUAGCACAGUUACACCAAAAAUUGAAAGACUAUGCUAAAGAAAAGGAUAUAACAUUGGAUAAAAAUACAAGUAAUAUGCGAGCUAGGGAAAAGAAGGUUGUUACAAGAACUUUCCAUAAAGCUGGCAUUGUAGUUCCAUAUGAUAAGAAAACUGAACUGGGAUACAGAGAUUUAGCCGUAACAGACAAUGAAUUAAGAAAACUAUUGAAGCAGAUAGAGGAAGCUGGUACACCAGAAGAAAAGAGAAAACCACUUUCAAAGCUUGAAGAAGUCAUAAGACUGGCAACAAUUGCAGCAGACGAAUGCGAUUUUGGCACCUGUUUAGAACUGGGCCAUGAUCUUUUUUGUAGUGGUGUUUCUUCUGUGCAAAACAAAGCGUUGCACAUGCUUUCUCUGGCCUACAACCUUUUACAGAGGCCACAAUUUUUGAAAAUUGCUCAGGCACAUUUGGAACUUAGAAGAAAGGAUCAGGAUCUGAAUGUGCUUUAUUAAAAUAGAAAUACUUUUAAUACAACUGCUGUUCAAUAAACAUUUAUUACUUUUAACUCCAGAAUUUCUAUAAAAUUCUUCAUUAAAUGUUAUUAAUAAAUUUCAUUAUAUGAAAUUAUAAGUCAUCUAAA